GCUGCAGACAGGCGGAUGCCGGGAGCAGAGGAGCGGUCGUGGCGAGCGCCGAGCCACAGGCGCCCCCACCCAUCGUUGAACAGAAAGGAGAGCGGGAGCAAAACGACUCGUCAGUUUCUGCUCAUGCCGCUGGGCGGACGAAUCCAAUUCGGGCCUGGCAUGCUGUCGGCCUCCUUCCCUCGCCGCCUCCUCUCUACUGUUAUAUCACCUCCAGCGACCUCUUCACGCAGCACCAGUACCAGCGACAGCACCAGCAACAGCUGUGGGUUCAGCACAAGAGGGGCGAGGAAGACGCGCCGCUGCAUUUCUUGGACGACGAGCGCGGCUACUCCGGCGGACAUGGCGACCAACAGCGGCAGCUCCCUGACGAAGCUGGCGCCGCUGGAAGCCAUCCUGUUCGACAUCGACGGCACGCUCUGCGACUCCGACCCCAUCCACUUCUGCGCCUUCCGAGAGCUCCUGCAGCAGAUCGGUUUCAACGACGGUGUUCCCAUCACCGAGGAGUUCUACAGUGCCACCAUUAGUGGGGGACACAACGACGACCUCGCUAGGGCGCUGUUCCCGGACAUGGAUCACCAGAAGGCGAUGCAGUUCAUGGAUGACAAAGAAGCUCUAUUCAGAAAGUUGGCACCAGGACAGCUGAAGGCCCUGGAUGGACUGCACGAGCUGUGCCGAUGGAUCGAGGGCCGCAACCUGAAGCGCGCGGCGGUGACCAACGCUCCGAGGGCGAACGCCGAGCUGAUGCUGUCGCUGCUGGGGCUCACCGACUUCUUCCCGGUGCUCGUCAUCGGGAGCGAGUGCGACCGGGCCAAGCCGUUCCCUGACACCUACCUCAAGGCCCUCCAGCUCAUCGACGCAUCGCCUGAACACACCUUCAUAUUCGAAGACUCUGCAUCGGGGGUCCGAGCUGGUGUCGCUGCUGGAGUGCCUGUGGUUGGCCUGACGACGAGGAACCCUGGGAUGGUGCUGAAAGACGCAGGAGCCAGCUUGCUGGCCAAAGAUUUUCAGGACCCAGAGCUGCUGUCCGUGCUUCAAGAGAUCGAACCUGCAGCGGCGAAUGCGUGAGGCUGAUCGGUCAUUGCAGACACACACUAACAAAUGGGAUGCUGGACUGGUGAUCAGCUCUUCAUUUACGGAGUGGAAUAGCUAUACAAUCACACUAUAGAAUAACUACCUCAGGUUCCCCGGCUGGACCUGGAGGUGAGCAUGGAUCAGUGCAAAACCCAGUGCCUACUGCAGUGGUUCUUGCUCCCAAGUCCCAAGUGUCUUCAGCAUAUGUGGCGACCAAUUUUUAUUCUAAUGCAUAUUUAUUUAGUAAAGGAUUUUAUUAUGUCACUUAGGUUAAGGAGGCUUCCAUGUGCCUAAUAACAGUAAUAAUGCCCUAUUGGAGCAUGAAAUUGUUGCUUGAGGAAAUCUGGAAACUCUGUUUCAUUCAGAUCAGAGUCGUAAUGUCCUUAUUCACAUUUUGGUACAUUUUCUCUCUAUAUAUAUAGAAAAAAGGGAUGUACAUAUGUUUAUGGAGUUCUUUCCUCUGCUGUGGUGGAUUGCGGCAGGAUAAAUUUUCAGUCUGUCCAUGUACCCUGCGUGUCGGACUGAAAUAAAACAGAUGCCUAUGGCAUUUGGUGU
Sorghum bicolor (sorghum) is the source of this 1626-nucleotide messenger RNA. RefSeq names its product haloacid dehalogenase-like hydrolase domain-containing protein Sgpp. Lineage: Eukaryota; Viridiplantae; Streptophyta; Magnoliopsida; Poales; Poaceae. The record is from RefSeq and is a predicted model, not a curated record. Bases 16 to 1065 code for a protein of 349 amino acids. The transcript is spliced from 5 exons.